This is a messenger RNA of Verticillium dahliae VdLs.17, 2280 nucleotides long. RefSeq names its product polyadenylate-binding protein. The transcript is spliced from 2 exons. Lineage: Eukaryota; Fungi; Ascomycota; Sordariomycetes; Glomerellales; Plectosphaerellaceae. Gene Ontology annotation, molecular function: RNA binding. The coding region runs from base 1 to 2280 and encodes 759 amino acids. The record is from RefSeq and is a predicted model, not a curated record. Gene Ontology annotation, cellular component: ribonucleoprotein complex.
AUGUCUGCCUCCGCGAACACCGGUGCUGUUGAUCAGCUCACCAACGACCUCGCCUCGACCUCGCUGAACGGCGAGGAGAAGAACACCCCUGCCAUCAACACCAAUGUUGAGGGCGCUCAGGGCGAUGCUGACACCGCUGGUCCUACUCCCAACUCGGCCGUUCCCCAGCCCCAGGCCUCUGCUUCUCUCUACGUCGGUGAGCUUGAGCCCCAGGUCACUGAGGCCAUGCUCUUCGAGCUCUUCUCCCACAUCGGUCCCGUCGCGUCUAUCCGUGUCUGCCGUGAUGCCGUCACUCGCCGCUCGCUCGGCUACGCCUACGUCAACUACAACACCACCUCGGAUGGCGAGAAGGCCCUUGAGGAGCUCAACUACACCGUGAUCAACGGCCGCCCCUGCCGCAUCAUGUGGUCGCAGCGUGACCCUGCCCUCCGCAAGAACGGCCAGGGCAACGUCUUCAUCAAGAACCUCGAUGUCGCCAUUGACAACAAGGCCCUUCACGACACCUUUGCUGCUUUCGGUAACAUCCUCAGCUGCAAGGUCGCCCAGGAUGAGCACGGCAACUCCAAGGGAUACGGUUUCGUUCACUACGAGACCGAUGAGGCUGCCGCCCAGGCCAUCAAGCAUGUCAACGGCAUGCUUCUCAACGAGAAGAAGGUCUACGUCGGCCACCACAUCCCCAAGAAGGAUCGCCAGAGCAAGUUCGAGGAGAUGAAGGCCAACUUCACCAACGUCUACGUCAAGAACAUCAACAGCGAGGCCUCUGAUGACGAGUUCCGUGACCUCUUCACCAAGUACGGCGAGGUCACUUCCUCGUCGCUCGCUCGCGACCAGGAGGGUAAGAGCCGCGGCUUCGGCUUCGUGAACUUCACCACCCACGAGGCUGCCUCUCAAGCCGUCGAGGAGCUCAACGGCAAGGACUUCCGCGGCCAAGACCUGUACGUUGGCCGUGCCCAGAAGAAGCACGAGCGCGAGGAGGAGCUGCGCAAGUCCUACGAGGCUGCUCGCCAGGAGAAGGCCAACAAGUACCAGGGUGUCAACCUCUACAUCAAGAACCUCAGCGAUGAUGUCGACGACGAGAAGUUGAGGGCCAUGUUCUCCGAGUUUGGCCCCAUCACCUCCGCUAAGGUCAUGCGUGAUAGCAUUUCUGAGGGCGAGGAUGAGGAGAAGGCCGAGGAGGAGACUCCUGCCCCCGAGGCUGAGGUCAAGAAGGAGGACAGCGAGGCUGACGCCGACAGCCAGGAGGCUGCCGACAAGAAGGACGCCAAGAAGGGCGACAAGAAGCUCGGCAAGAGCAAGGGCUUUGGCUUUGUUUGCUUCAGCAACCCCGAGGAUGCCACCAAGGCCGUCGCCGACAUGAACCAGCGCAUGAUCGACAACAAGCCUCUCUACGUCGCCCUUGCUCAGCGCAAGGACGUUCGCAAGAACCAGCUUGAGCAGAGCAUCCAGGCCCGCAACCAGAUGCGCAUGCAGUCCGCUGCCGCUCAGGCCGGCAUGCCCAACCAGUUCAUGCAGCAGCCUGUCUACUUCCCUGGCCAGCAGCCCGGCUUCCUGCCCCAGGGCGGCCGUGGCAUGCCCUUCCCCCCCAACAUGGGCAUGCCCAACAUCCAGGGUGGUCGCCCCGGACAGUACCCUGCCGGUUUCCCCCAGCAGGGCGGCCGCGGCAUCCCCCAGCAGCUGCCCCCCAACAUGUACGGCGUCCCUGGCCAGUUCCCUCCCGGCGGCUUCCCCGCCCAGGCCAACAACCCCCAGUUCAUGGCUGCCAUGCAGCAGGUCCAGCAGGCCUCCAUGGGUGGCGGCCGUGGCCAGGGUGGCCGCGGUCCCAUGCAGGGCAUGCCCGCUGGCCCCAUGGGCCCCGGUGCCCCCGGCUACCCUCCCAACCGCCAGCAGCCCGGCCAGGCCGGCGGACGCGGCGGCCGCAACGGCCAGCAGGGCAACUUCCCUCCCCAGGGCGGUCGCGGUGCCCCCGGCGCCGGCGAGAACACCCCUCCCCAGGGUCUCAGCGCUAUUCAGCUGCAGCUGAACAACGCCACCGAUGCCCGCCAGCAGAAACAGAUCAUUGGCGAGCUUAUCUUCCCCAAGAUUGCCGCUCAGCAGCCUGAGCUUGCUGGCAAGAUCACGGGCAUGCUCCUCGAGAUGGAGAACUCUGAGCUCAUUACCCUCAUUGAGGAUGACAACGCCAUGAAGCUCAAGGUUGACGAGGCCCUCGGUGUGUACGAGGAGUACGUCAAGAACCAGGGCACCGAGGAGGACGAUUCGAAGAAGGAAGAGACCAAGGCUUAG